ACAGCAGCACAGCGAGAGAGACCGGGGUACGUGAACAUCUCCUCCAUCCCCGCAGAGCAGAGCGGAUGAAACACCGGUCACCUUCAGAGCAGCAUCACGGGAAAAGGCCCCGUGUUCCCGCCGCGGCUGCCUCCAACUCACCUCAAGACGGAAUGGAGGAAAAAACCCCGACAAACCCGCGGGAACUCACCCAAAAUCCGCUCAAGAAGAUCUGGAUGCCGUGUAAAAAUGGCCUUCCCGAAAAACACAUUUCUCAAAGAAAGGUAUGCAUGACAAACUGUCCUACCCUGAUUGUGACAGUGGGCCUUCCUGCCAGAGGGAAGACCUACAUCUCCAAGAAGCUGACCCGCUAUCUUAACUGGAUUGGAGUUCCCACCAGAGAGUUCAAUGUUGGGCAGUACAGGCGAGAGUUUGUGAAGAUCUACAAGUCUUUUGAGUUUUUCCGUCCAGACAAUGAGGAGGGUUUAAAGAUCAGGAGACAGUGUGCUUCAGCGGCGUUAAACGAUGUGCGACAGUACCUCACAGAAGAAGGAGGCCAGGUUGCAGUUUUUGAUGCAACAAACACAACAAGAGAAAGGAGGGAAACCAUCAUCCAGUUUGCAGAGCAGAAUGGCUUUAAGGUGUUCUUUGUUGAGUCUGUGUGUGAAGACCCAGAUGUAAUACAGGAGAACAUUGUGCAAGUGAAGCUGGGGAGCCCUGACUACACCAACUGUAACACAGAAGAGGCAGUGGAGGACUUUAUGAAGAGGAUUAAAUGUUAUGAAAACUCCUAUGAGACACUGGAUGAAGUCUUGGACAGGGAUCUCUCUUACAUUAAAAUAAUUGACGUGGGUCAGCGGUACUUGGUAAACAGAGUGUUGGACCACAUCCAGAGCCGGAUUGUUUACUACCUCAUGAAUAUUCACAUCACACCACGCUCUAUCUACCUGUGUCGCCACGGUGAGAGUGAACUAAACGUCAAGGGUCGAAUCGGAGGAGACUCAGGCCUCACACCGAGAGGCAAAGAGUUUGCUAAGAAGCUGAGCCACUUCAUCCAGUCACAGGGCAUCAGUGACCUGAAAGUGUGGACCAGUCAGAUGAAGAGAACCAUCCAGACAGCCGAGGCUCUGAGUGUGCCCUAUGAGCAGUGGAAGGUCCUGAACGAGAUUGAUGCAGGCGUGUGUGAGGAGAUGAUGUACGAAGAAAUCCAGGACCACUAUCCUCUGGAGUUUGCUCUAAGGGACCAAGACAAAUACCGCUAUCGUUACCCGAAAGGAGAGUCCUAUGAGGAUCUGGUGCAGAGGUUGGAGCCUGUCAUUAUGGAGCUGGAGCGACAGGAGAACGUGCUGGUCAUCUGUCAUCAGGCUGUCAUGCGCUGCUUGUUGGCUUAUUUCUUGGACAAGACGGCAGAAGAGCUGCCAUACCUGAAGUGCCCGCUGCACACUGUGCUGAAGCUAACGCCAGUGGCCUAUGGCUGUAAGGUGGAGUCUAUCUGCUUAAAUGUGGAGGCUGUCAACACACACCGAGAAAGACCAGAGAAUGUGAACAUUCAUCGCACGACUGAAGACGCCCUGCAGACCGUCCCUCCUCACCUCUGACAGGCUGCUGCAGGCUGAUCUUUCCUCUCACUCUUUUGGGCGGACUCAUGCCCACUCACUUCCAGGUUCCUGCACAGCCUGCUCCAGUGGUGACUGUCUGGGUGAUGUGCCUCCUCCCUCUGCCACACUUGUCCUCACGUCCAUCUUUUCAAGGAAUUUGAAGGAGCUUAACCUGAACACUUGUUGGGUUUUAGAGCCUCAGUGUUUGUGAAGCUACUCUGUGAUGCACUUGGCACAGCAGGUCCACUUUAUUUAUCAAACAGUUGUCUUGCACUAAGGGGAAUCCUGUGUUUUUGUUUCUGUAUUCACUGUGGUGUGUUAAUUUGUGCAACCUGGCACUAAAUAUUACUGUAAGAUUUUGAAGUAUUAACCAUGUGGUGCCAUCAAAUGAUUUUAUGACUGUCUGCUACGUGUGCCGUGGUAUUAUAUUGUGCAAUCAUUGUUUAAUGUGAAAGUGUCUUCAGUGAAUCCGUGCAAUACGAAGGUUUUAUCAAGAAGAAAAUGCUCUAAUUAUUUCUACUUAAAUGAUGAAGGACUUCAAUGAAUUCAUUGAAGAUUUUUAAUAAAAAGGGAGAAAUGCCAAUUUUAUACUAACGGAUUUUUAAAAACUUGUUAAAUUGAUUUUAUCAACAAACCUUGAAUAUAAAUGAAACAAUACUUUUUGUGAAGAACAUAACUGAGCAUGAUUGGAAAUUAUAAAGUGCAAUAUGAGCUCAAAGAUAAAAUGUACAUCCUGACUCAACUAUAAUAAAAAUUGAUAUUUUUAUAAAA
Molecule: messenger RNA, 2348 nt
Organism: Cheilinus undulatus (humphead wrasse)
Lineage: Eukaryota; Metazoa; Chordata; Actinopteri; Labriformes; Labridae
Product: 6-phosphofructo-2-kinase/fructose-2,6-bisphosphatase 4-like
Exons: 14
Coding region: 66-1577 (503 amino acids)
Biological process (GO): fructose metabolic process; fructose 2,6-bisphosphate metabolic process
Cellular component (GO): cytosol
Molecular function (GO): ATP binding; 6-phosphofructo-2-kinase activity; fructose-2,6-bisphosphate 2-phosphatase activity
Source: RefSeq, a predicted model, not a curated record